GUGUGCGGGGCUGCUGGAGCCGGAGCAUCCGCGGAGGACGGAGCGUCCGCUGCCGGUCCGAGCAGCGACCCGCCGGGUCGGGGGGCACCGGUUCGAUUCGAGGCGGUGUCACCCGCGCCCCGAAACCCCCCCGGGAGACGCGCGCGGGGGGACGCGGUUACAUAAGAGCGGAUGCUUUUCCCCUUUUUAUUUUUUCUGUUCCUUCUUUUUGUUCAGCGCGUCGCUCAGCCCCCCGGGGACAGACGAGUGGUGCCCCCGUGCGGGGACUGUCACGCGUCGAGGAGCAGCCCCUGCACGACCCACGCGGCCGGUACCGAGAAUGUGGGGUGUCAGGGAACUUCCCGGGGCUUCCCUUGGCGGCACAGCGGGCUCCGGAGGCUGCUUUUCCUAUAGUUAUUUUUAAGAGAGAAAAUCUCCUAAUGGGAAGCCCAGAAUAGCUCCUGACUUUUGGCAGCCGUGUGGGCAGCUCUGGGUGCUGAGCUGUGCCCCGUGUGGGGGUCCCUGAGCACUGUGCUGCACAUCACAGUGUGGGGACAUGGGGACAUGGGCAGCUGCCGUGCCCGGGGUGAGGCGGUUGUGCCAGCAGUGCCUGCUCACCGCUCCAACACAAGGAGUCUAAUUAUAGCUGAGGCUGCAGCGCCGGCGGGCACCGUGAGCUCAGGCAUCUCCUUGGUGGGGAAAAGCCUGCCGGGCUGUGCUGGCGCUGAGGUGCUUGUGGUGCUGCUGACGGCCUCACUCACUUGCAGGUGUUGGGCUUGGCAGCCCCCAGCACUGCCCGCCCCAAUGGAGCACAGCGUGCCCUAGGAUGCCUCCGGCCGCAGCCCCGCAGCGCCCCACUGAUGGUGCCCCGUCCCUCCACCAUGCACGAUGAGCAGCAGCUGCCUGGCAAUGCGGUAGCUUGGCUGGCAUGUGCCGGCGUCUCACUGCUCGCCAACGCCUGGGGCAUCCUCAGCAUCAGUGCCAAGCAGAAGAAGUGGAAGCCGCUGGAGUUCCUGCUGUGCUCCUUGGCUGGCACCCACAUCCUCAACACCGCCAUCCCCAUCACCACAUACGCGGUGGUGCAGCUCCGGCAGUGGCACUCGGGCUACGAGUGGAACGAGGGGCUCUGCAAAGUCUUUGUCUCUACCUUCUACACCCUGACGCUGGUCACCUGCUUCUCUGUCACCUCCCUUUCCUACCACCGCAUGUGGAUGGUCCGCUGGCCCGUCAACUACAGGCUGAGCAACACACGGAAGCAAGCUGUUCACACUGUGAUGGGCAUCUGGAUGGUCUCCUUCAUCCUCUCCACUCUACCAGCAGUGGGGUGGCACGACACCACCGAGCGCUUCUACGCCAGGGACUGCCGCUUCGUUGUGACAGAGAUUGGCCUGGGCUUCGGCGUCUGCUUCCUGCUCCUCAUUGGGGGCAGUAUGGCUGUCGGUGCUGUCUGCAUUGGCAUUGCUCUCUUCCACACUGUCUCUGGUCGGCGCGGCCCCAACGCCAGCAGCAGCCGCUUCCACGUGCCCACCAUCGUGGUGGAGGAUGCCCAGGGCAAGCGGCGCUCCUCCAUUGAUGGAUCCGAGUCCAUCAAGACCUCCCUGCAGAUCACCUAUCUGAUCACCAUCAUCGUCCUCGUCUAUGACACCCUGAUGGGCUUCCCAGUACUGUGGAUGGUGCUGUGUCUCCUGUGGUGCUCGCUGGCGCAGUCCCUGCUCCUGCCCCUCUUCCUCUGGGCCUGUGACCGCUACCGUGCCAACCCACGUGCCGUCUGUGAGAAGUGCCGCUCCGUGCUGGCCAACGACGACGAGGACGAAGAGAGCAGCCUGGAGGGCGCGGUGGCCGUGGCAGGAGAGCUGGUGUACGACCGCCCCUACGAGUACGGCUGUGCAGCUGAGGUGUUGGUGCUGGACCCUAUUGCCACGCGUGACUUCUCAGUGCUGGAGCAGGGCCUGCCCCCAGUGAGCCCCGCCAGGACGGAGCCAGGGGACCGCGUGCAGUACCUGCAGGUUCCCCCGCUGCGGCGCUUCUCCCACGACGAGGCAGAGCUGUGGAACGGCGGCCACAUCGCCGCGUACCUGCAGCGCUGGGGGCCGGGCGGAGACGCGGCGGGGCUGGCCCGGCUCCUGGCAGCGCAUCGCGACCCGCCCCGCCACGGCCUCGGCCCGCACCCCGCCGAGCGGCUCCGCUGCUCCUCCCGCCGCCGUUCCGCAGACAGCCUGGCCGUCCCGCCGCGCCCGGCCCGGGACCUUCACCCGGUUGAACUGCUCCCGUUCGGCGCACAGCGGGGGGCGGCGGGCGGCGCGGGGCGCUCGGCCUCUACGGCAUCGCUGCCCGCGGCCGAGCGGCACCAGGCGCUGCUGAACGCGCUGCCCAUGGCCGCGCUGCAGCGGGAAGCACCGCGCCCGCCCGGCCCAACGCGCGGCCUGUCGGUACCGGGUCUGUCGGUCCCGGUCCGGCCGUUGGCUCCCGAGGACGCGCUGUGUCUCCCGGUGCCGGUGCCCGGCGGGGGCUGCGCGGGGCGGGCGGGGCCGGGCAGCACCGGCAGCUUCGUCAGCUCCGAAUCGUCGGGGUACGGCACCUGCACGUCGGGCUCCAUCGGAUCCGCCUCGUAGGCCGGGACGGACCGGACGGACCGGGGGGGGGGGGCGGUUUGGGGCCGGGCGCCGUGGAGCCGGUAACGGGCCGCUCCGUGCGGGGCGUUUUUAUCGCCUUUGUCCUUCGUGACUCUCAGUUUGCAAUAAAACAGCGCCGCCCGGAGCUGCGGCCUAACGCCGGGACUGCGGCCUGCAGCACUGCCGGGACCGACAGCGGGAACCGGAAGCUCCGGACGGCGAACACAGAGCACCGCG
Messenger RNA from Coturnix japonica (Japanese quail), 2828 nucleotides. The record is from RefSeq and is a predicted model, not a curated record. Lineage: Eukaryota; Metazoa; Chordata; Aves; Galliformes; Phasianidae.